UUUCUCUGUAUUUGCUAUUGAAGUGCUGCCAAAUUUUCUACAGUGUUUCUGUGAGUGAUUUGUGUGACACAUUUUUGACUUCAAAACUCGUUCUGCACUAUCGAAAUGAGGUAACUUAUGAACUUUUGUAAUUCUAGUUUUGGUAGUGAAGUUUAUUCGCCUCUCACCCUUGUUGAUUUAGAUUUAAGCCCUUUUAAAGAGAUUAGGGUUAAGAGUGAGAGUGAUAUUGAGCGUGAGUUAGAGUUUUUUGAAGAUCCUGACUACAUCCCUCCCCUUACUCCAUGCAGCGAAAGUUACGAGACUGAGGAGAUGUCUUCGGAGGAUACAUUAAGCAUUGGGGGGAGUAAGGAAGUAAGGAUGUUGGAGUAUAGUGAUGUGAGCAUUGAGGGUGAAUCGUCUGGAUUUGAGCAGACAGAGGGAGGGGUAGGGAGAAAUGAGGUAGUUGAGGUGGGGGCAAAAGAGGUGCCUGUCAAUAUUUUGGAAGUGGAAGAUAAGAGGGAUAAGUGUUAUGAUAGUGGGGUAGACAUUGUCUCUGAGGUAAAGGGGCCUGCUGGGGUUAAAGAAAGGGCAUGCUCUGCACCCAAGGAUCACUGGAUGCUAGUGUAUGCCCAUUACUUGGCAGCAGGGCUCAGAUUUCCUUUACUUGAUUUGGAUGAGGAGGAAGAAAUAAAGAAGCUAGUGAGAAAAGAGGGUGUCAUAGUAGAUAUCAUGUUUCUCACCAAUUCAGAUGCUAUAGAAGCAGUUGAACUUUAUAGGCUGAGCGCACUAAGCGAAGUGGAAAUGAACAUGUUUCUCAAUGCUGUUGGUGGAGUGGCUAUCCCCAAAAAGCCAAGGAAGAAGUCCCAAAGUUUGGGAAAGGCUGUGGUUGGGAAAGGAGAAGAAAAUCUGGAGAAGGGCAAGAACUUCUCUGCAACGAAGAACUUCAUCAACACGUACAUUCCCGAGGUGGAUCACCGCGAAGCGAGGGAAGAAGUCUUGCUGCAUGGAGGGAAUGCAGUUGUGAAGCAUGCUUUGGAGGAUCGCAACAGCUUGCAGAAGGAGAGGAAUGAGCUGUUGAAGAAAAACAAUGAAAUGAGGAGGGAACUGGAAGUCGUGGUGCCAGCAGUGACAAGUGGAUAUCACCAAGAUUACUUUGGUGAACAAGAGGAAGGGGUGGAGGAAGACGGCGAAAGCCUGUCAGCAGAUUUCCGACCUCAGGUUAAGCUAAGGUGGGUUCAUGAUGCCGAAGGACGAGCCGUUUUUCCUCCUAACUUUGACUUUGAGUUCAUGGCAAUGGAGGAAGAGGAAGGAGAAGCUGGAGGGACUACAGUUGAGAAGAGUUAGCCAUCUCCUCCUAUAGAGGUGCAUCCAGUUCCCUGUGAAGAAGAGCAGCCACCUCUCUCAACAGAGCAGGAGCCACAGCAGCCAUCUCCACCAACGGAAUAGUUUAGGGAUUUUUUGAUGUGUAUUGUUAGAUUUAUGUUAGUGAACAAUUUUGUAAUGAAUUUUUAUUAAUUUA
Rubroshorea leprosula is the source of this 1498-nucleotide messenger RNA. NCBI's taxonomy places the organism in Eukaryota, Viridiplantae, Streptophyta, Magnoliopsida, Malvales, Dipterocarpaceae. The record is from the annotation of a GenBank genome assembly.